Molecule: messenger RNA, 1265 nt
Organism: Zychaea mexicana
Lineage: Eukaryota; Fungi; Mucoromycota; Mucoromycetes; Mucorales; Lichtheimiaceae
Exons: 4
Coding region: 97-891 (264 amino acids)
Biological process (GO): silent mating-type cassette heterochromatin formation
Cellular component (GO): SHREC complex; rDNA heterochromatin
Source: RefSeq, a predicted model, not a curated record
GUUUUCGGGUCGCAAACGCGUUAUCUUUCUUCCCCCCCCCCUUUUUUUUUCUUUCUUUCUUCCCUGCCCUCCAGACAGUCUCGUCUUUAUAGCAACAUGCUCAUUUCACCACCAAUUCAUUCAGACGGUGCCAAAGGCAUAGCAAUGGCACAAGGGGCUGGCUUUGAAGUUUAUUCAUUCAAAAAAAGUGGAGAUUUCGAAGGGCAUAAAUGGUACCGUAUUUUAGGCAAAGGGCUUGCUCGCGAAAGACAAGACGCAAUCUUGUGUGGGCUGCCGCGUGGGUAUGCUUUGGGAGGUAGAAAGGAUAGUAGGCGUAAUGACAAAUUUAUCUUUGGACACCCAUCAAAAAGGGCAUACCGUUCAGCGAGAGAAUUUAUUCCACAUCUCCAACAUCUCCAAUCGCUCGAUCGCAAACAUAAAUCCACUGAAUCCGCCAAUUGCGAAUGCCAUCUCUGUAAAAGUGUCAGCAACAACAGCAGAAGAAGUAGUGACAUAUCAUCUUGUGCCUCAUCCUCUACAGCUCGACGACUACCACCGCUUAAAAUGAAAACAGGAACUGAGACACAACGGCGACAAACAUCAACGACAUCCGCAUCAUCAUCUAACUCUUCUUCAACAACAACAGCACCGAGUAAAAAGAGGACGUUGUCAAGCAUGACCGGUAUGAAAGAAAACAACAACAGCGAAACCAAAGAAGAAAAAGAGCCUAAAAAGAAGCGGCAACUAUCCAGGCGCAAAAAGAUAGUCAAGACGAAAAAAAUGGCAGGGCAAGAAUUGCGCGAGGUGGCGUACGUGUGGAUAGAAACACCACCAAGCUUACAAGACUUGCCUAUACCCGACUAUAUUGACAUUCCUGACUUGGUUUUGCCAAGUAACCACUGUUUACUUUGAUCAUCGUACAUACAUCUUUCUUGCUUCAGCAUCAAUCAUCCUGAGGCCUUUCAUCUUCGUGACGUGAUUGAACGUCGCGAAUUAUCUGUUGAUACAUUUCCUUUGGAUAUUCACUGCCCCGUAUUUGAAACGCAUAACAUGCUAUAGAGUACAUGCAAAUAUGCCAUAAUUCAUCAUUAUCAUCACCGUCUAUCAAGAUUCCUCUCCUCUUUCAACACAUGCUUAAAAAAGUAACUUGCCUCGUUCCACCUUGGAUAUACUUGAACGAAGGGCACCCAUUUUCUUGCCUAACUGCGGCAAUGAUGAACCUGCCAAAAUCUCGCAGUCUAUACAUACACCAUGCGCAUUAAUAUCUAGCGCUAGUAAAAUUUUAU